Molecule: messenger RNA, 2336 nt
Organism: Portunus trituberculatus (swimming crab)
Lineage: Eukaryota; Metazoa; Arthropoda; Malacostraca; Decapoda; Portunidae
Exons: 5
Coding region: 1-648 (215 amino acids)
Source: RefSeq, a predicted model, not a curated record
AUGGUUGUGACUUAUCUGAUGGACAUGUCUCCUGCUGUACUCCUGUCCCUCACAGCCCUCCAUCCAGGUAGUGCCAGUUUGAGAGCCACUACUUGGGAAGUGUCCAGAGGAGAACAGCAAGAUAAUAGAAAGAAGAUGAAGGAAAUGGAUAUAAUUGGAGGCUCGUACUUUAUAGGAAACAGCCAAAAGAAGAAGAAGAGAAACAAGUAUGGAGCAGGUGACACAGCAGCCUGCCUCAGUGCUUCAGUGCCUCACCAUGGCCUGCAUCUGCACUUGCUGCUGCUAAUGCUGCUGCUCCAUUAUGAGGAAGGACUACAGCUCAGACCCCUUGAUGCCACUGCCACUGCUGCUGCUGCUGUACCCGUCCCCCUAAGCUGCUACGAUCCAGACCUGCUGGGAGGAAUGCUGCAAGGAUUUGGACAGGACAGCAGGAUUUAUGGCACAACACAAGUCAAGUUAACAAAUCAAGGAAGAAGAGUGUCACAAGAAGAAGAAGAAGAAGAAGAAGAAGAAAGUGAAAAAGAUGACACUGGGAUGGACGUCAGUGGGUUUAGUGUCACUGGAGUUUACCAUUUUCUGGCCAGGCCAUCCCACCAUGAAGGAACUCCUGGUGGAACUCAGGGAAAGGUUUGGAAGUUUCCAUUGUGAACUGAUCGGGUUUUUCAAGUCUUCUCCAAGUGGUGACAGGAAGCACAGAUGCAGUGUUGAUUUGCUUCCAAGAGGUAGCAGAGUUUCUGUGGCUGAUUUGCACUGGUUCACUCCAACUGUGGUAAGUUCACCACUGGUUCAUCUCAACUGUGGAUAUAAGUUCAGGUAUGUCUUGUGUUGUCUCCUUUGGAUGUAUGGCAGUCUGUGUCUUAAGAAGUACCAAAAAAGAUAGGGAGUUUCUCAUGAAUACCUUAAGAGAUAAAGAGACACAGUGGGAUUAACUGUGUGUGAGCAAGUGCAAUAAUGAUUUUAUAAUAAUUAAUGAUAUAGCUCUAUUGAUAUUUUUGUCCAUGUAGUUAUCCAUAUUAAUUCUUUGUCAUUGUGGAAUUCCAGAGUGCAACAAACUCGCUGCCACAAGACUACAAGGAUUCCAGAGAGAACAAGAUUGGUUGACACAAGACUACAGUAACUUCUUCAUUUCCAUCCAUUGCAUCAAUUUUGUCUCAUGUCACUUUGUUGCUUGGCAUCCCAAAAUCCCUAAAUCAUAUAUUUCUUGUUAAAAAUAACUUCUCUUAUCUAAAGCGUUCAUUCAUUAUUACUCUUAUCUAAAGCCUUCAUUCAUUAUUAUUUUUAUGAAGAAUAUAAUUGGAUUUAUGAGCCUAAUAGGUAGGGCUUCUUGUAAGUAAGUCCCUAGUCCAGUGGCCUUUGUACUGUUGGAAGUGUCUGUACAGUGGAGUCACCUUUCCUGUUUACAUGGCAGGAGAUUCUACUGCACAUAAGCUGGCUGGCUGGGCCUUCCUCAAUAGUAAGUAUAAAGGGGACUUGACCAGGGACUUGGUGGAAGGGGCCCUUCCUAUUACCACAACGGAAUCUGUUUAGCCUUCUUAGGAUACUGGUUGAGACUAGUAUCAACAAUAUCAUUUCCAAGUCCCACUCUCAUCCCAUCAUCUUCACACAUCCACCCUCAAGCAGAAGUUGGUGGAUACACCAGAGUGUAGAGGAGGUAGAGUACACUAUACCUCCUCUAAUCUAUACUCUACCAUAUAUAUACUCUAUACUUUAGAGUAGAUGGAUAGUGGAGGAGGAGGUGGUGGUAUACUGUAUAUAGUAUGAGUAGAUGGAUAGUAGGUGGGGAGGAGGAAUAUACUGCAGUGUGAUGGAUAGUAGGUGGGGAAGUAGUAGUAGUAUAGAGUAGAUGGAUAGUAUUAGGUGGGGGUAAUGUGGUUGGUUGGUGUAUGGAGUAGGUGGGUAAUGUGGCCGGUUGGGAGUUUUUGUAGGGGCGUUAAAUUUGGUAUUGGUAUUAAUUAUCAAAUGGGGUAGGGGUAGGUCGUGUUGGUAUAUAGUAUAAGGUGUAGGUGCCAGGGGGUUAGUUGGGUGUGUCACCCCUAUACCUUGGGGUUAUACAGGUGCCAGAUGUUUUAUUUUAUAGUUGGGUGUGCUAUAUAUGGGAAGUACUUUGGGGUGUCCCUGUCUGCUUCCCAUAAAGAAUUUUUAAAUUUAUUGUGUUGACCUAGUAUUUGUGGGAGUUUAGAAAAAAAAAAUUUGGAGGCAGUAUUGAUUUAAUGAAAAUAUUUAAUUUUACACAAGUGUAGUAGUAAGUAGUGUUGUAACUAAAGUACUUAUCUUCUUAGACGAUUAUUACAUCGUCCUUUUAAUUAAAUUAAUCGUCUGAUUUAUCAGAUAAUGUU